AUGAAGGUUUCCCUGUGUGGAGCGUAUUUAGUAUCGUUUCGCAGGCCGUUGAAGAUGGGCAAACUACAGCUAUUGCAGUGGUACCAUAACUACGCGUUAGUGCUUGGAGUCACCUCGCACAGACUGGUAUCCGGAAGAGUGCAGCAAUCAUGGGUAACCCGUUGGUAUACGGUGGUGGCGAACGUUUUCAUAUUGAUAGCGCUGCCUGGAAUGUUCUGGCUAUCGGUGGAGUACAUAAGGCAAACAAAUUGGUUCCCGAAUCUAAUACCGUUCACCAGCUAUAUACUCUACUCGGUGUCGUACGCAGCUAUAUCCUAUACCAUACUCUCACGCAGUUGGCGGGACUGUGCUCUAGUGGAACUGGAGAGCAUUGUGUGCAAAAUCAAUAGUCAACAUCCACAUCAUGUGGAUCGCUGUUUGGAAUAUAUUUUCUACUUGAAGUUGGCAACAAUGAUACUCUUGACACUGAUCGGCAUGGUCAUGUGUUUAAUGAUUCCCAAUGAGCACAGAUGGAAUAUUCUGCUCAUCACAUUUGUAUUUCAGAAUGCCAUGAAUAUUCCACCUGUAGCCACUUAUCGCUACUUUUUAGCUCUCUGGUAUAUUGCUUCUUCAUAUCAAUCGAUCAAUCGCCGUCUGAACGAACUUGUGAAUGCCUUCGAAUCCAGAUUACCCAAGCGCGGGGAGCGCGAGGAAUUGUUCCGUUUGUGGUCGAUGCAUGCGGUGCUUGGACGAUGUACUUUGAAGAUCAACAAGGUGUAUGAAUUCCUCAUGCUGGCCGCACGAUUUGAAUUUGCGACAUUCUGUGUGAUCUACGGGUAUUGGGGAAUGCUCUUUGCGUUUGCCGUCGACACUCCCAUUUAUGCGAUUAUGUUUGGAUGCUUCAACUACUGGAUUCGUUUUUUAGACUUUUAUCUGCUGGAUGCAAUGUGCGAUCUGACAAUUCAUUAUCAAAACAAUUCUUAUCAUGGAGUCACCGAGGGACAUUGGUUCAAAGAGUUGAAUUACUACUUAUUAUAUACGAAAUCAUCGAAAUUUGAAAUAUCAGUUUGUGGCCUUUACACAGUAAAUCGUAGUCGCUGGUUUCAAAUGCUCGGCUCUCUCACGACAUUCACUUUAUUGCUGCUGCAAUUUCAUUUGAUUUUAAAAGAUAAAUUCACACUGUAG
Molecule: messenger RNA, 1164 nt
Organism: Drosophila sulfurigaster albostrigata
Lineage: Eukaryota; Metazoa; Arthropoda; Insecta; Diptera; Drosophilidae
Gene: Gr59b
Product: putative gustatory receptor 59b
Exons: 2
Coding region: 1-1164 (387 amino acids)
Biological process (GO): sensory perception of taste
Cellular component (GO): membrane
Source: RefSeq, a predicted model, not a curated record